AUGGCCAGCACGACAGGCAAACGCCCGCUCCCACUAGACGCCGACGACAAUGAUGCCAAGAGGAUCCGCUCAAAUAAUGGCUCGCCCGCACCCGCACCGGCACCACCACCACCACCACCCCCAUCAUCCACCACCACCACCAACGGCAUGUCGGAGAUGGAGCGCAAGAAGCAGGAGGCCGCCGCUCGCAUGGCCGCCGUCAAGGCCAAACUCGCCGGACUGAAACCCAAUGGCGCGUCUGCUGCAGCUCCACCGCCUGUGUCAGCCUCUCCCGCCCCUGGUCCACCACCGCCCCCCAUCAACGAUGUGGAGGCAAGAAGGGCGGAAGCGGCGCGCAAGAUCGCCGAGAUGAAGGCCAAGUUUGCUGCGAAAAAGGCACAGACGGCCUCACCAGCUCAGGUCAGUACGCCUCCACCACCGGCAGAGCCCAGCGAGCGGGAGAGGAGGAUAGCAGAGGCACGUGAGCGGGCGAAGAAGAUAGCCGCGCAACAGCUCGCACCGGGUGAGAGAGCGGCACCGCCACCUCCUCCGCCACGGCAAGAUAUGGGAAAAGCAGCGAGGGGUGGCUUGGGCAUUGGCUUGCAUCCGAGUCUGAUGGGGGAUCUGAAUGCGCCAGGUGCUGCUGCUGGGAAGGGGAGAGGGACGCCGACUGGACAACGACCAUCAGCACCGAGGAUCAACCCCUACUUGGCCGCGGACGACGAUGCAGAGAAGCUGGACCCGGAGGCAGUCUACGAUCCAACCAUCGCCGCCCGCAAAGGAGGCGACCGAAAAAGCAAACAGCUCCAAUUCAACCAAAAAGGCAAAUUCAUGGCCCAAGCCAACGCCCUCCGCCAACAAGCCAAGCUCGAAGAAAUGAAAAAACGCAUAGCAGCCGAAGCCCGCAAGACCGAGAUCGAAGAGGCGUCCGACAAAGCCUUUCUCGUCCCGCCACCCCCAGAAGUAGAAUGGUGGGACGAAAACCUCAUCGACAAGAUCUCCACCCCGGACACCGUCAUCACCGCCCUAAUCCAACAUCCCGUGAUGCUGCAACCCCCGCAAGACAAAUUCCUCCCGGCCCCGAAACCCCUCAUGCUCACGCCGCAAGAACAGAAGAAACUGCGUCGUCAACGCCGCAUGGCGGAUAUGAAAGAAGAACAAGCCAAGAUCCGCCUCGGGCUCGUCGAACCCCCCCCACCGAAAGUGAAGAAGAGUAAUAUGAUGCGUGUCCUAGGCGAACAAGCCGUCAAGGACCCUACUGCUGUAGAGGCGAGGGUGAAUAAGGAAAUCGCCCAACGCGCCAUGGACCACGAGAAAGACAACCGUGAGCGCGCCCUGACCAAAGACCAAAAAGCGGAGAAAUUAAAGCAACAGCAAGCCGGGGACGACGCCAAGGGGAUCCGGAUCGCGGUGUUUAAAGUCGAGAGUUUGAGUUCGGGGAAGCAUCGGUAUCAGAUUGAUAUCAACGCUAAGCAGCAUGGGCUCACGGGGAUCGUGGUGUUGAAUCCGACGAUGAGUUUGAUUAUUGUCGAGGGAGGGGAUCAUAGCCUUAAAGCUUAUAAGAAGUUGAUGCUGCAGCGGAUCAAGUGGGUGGAGAAUACGCUGCCGCUUUCUAAUACUGCGGGGCCGAGUACUUUCACGGGGGCGAACGAUGGGACGAGUAAAGCUUCCUCUUCUUCCUCCGAGCAGGGUAAAGUCGCCGCAUGGCUGACCCCCCUAAACGAAGAUGGGAGUCUCAAGGAUCUGAGGGAGAAUUACUGUGUCCUGGUCUGGGAGGGGGAGAUGAAGCAGAGGGUUUUUCGGAAAUGGGGGAGUCGGGUUUGUGAGACGGAUGGGUUGGCGAGGGAUGUAUUGGGACGGUCGAGGAUGGAGAAUAUGUGGACGUUGGGACGGGGGAUGAGGCGGGAGCAGUGA
Messenger RNA from Recurvomyces mirabilis, 1893 nucleotides. It is a transcript of the gene prp3, whose product is annotated as U4/U5/U6 small nuclear ribonucleoprotein prp3. The transcript has a single exon. The record is from RefSeq and is a predicted model, not a curated record. Gene Ontology annotation, biological process: mRNA splicing, via spliceosome. Bases 1 to 1893 code for a protein of 630 amino acids. Gene Ontology annotation, cellular component: U4/U6 x U5 tri-snRNP complex. NCBI's taxonomy places the organism in Eukaryota, Fungi, Ascomycota, Dothideomycetes, Mycosphaerellales, Teratosphaeriaceae.